Molecule: messenger RNA, 2370 nt
Organism: Paramecium primaurelia
Lineage: Eukaryota; Ciliophora; Oligohymenophorea; Peniculida; Parameciidae
Source: the annotation of a GenBank genome assembly
AUGAUGGAUUAUAGUUUUGAUAACUUUGAAGUGAAUGAAAGUAGAAUAACAUUGAAUGUAAAUUUGAAUUGUUAUUAUUUUGUAUAGAAAGAUGAAGAAAUAAAGAAGUUAACAUUAGAAGAAGACUUACCAGAGAUCAAACGAGCAUAAAUUAUUUUGAUGAAAGGAUAACAACGUUAAAAAUUAGCUGUACUUUAUUUUUUAAAUCUAUUUUUUGUUUAUUAGAUAUAUAACAAUCUACACAGAUUGUUAUCUCUUGGUUUUGAUUAAUUGUAUCAAUAUAUAAGAGGUGACAUUAUGGAGUAAAGUGAAGAAGUACAAAUAAUUGCAGCAAGAUCUUUAUAAGGUUGCAAAAUAAAGCCAAAAGAAAUCAUUUAAUUGUCAUUACAUUUCAUUUAACUAUAUUAAUGGAAAUUAGCACAGGCUUGGAUGCCUGUAUUUCAAAAUUUGGUGUUACUGAUUGAUUAUAAAGAAUUUUAGACUUAUUUAGAGAAAAUGAUUCUCCAAUUUAGUGAACCUAAAUAGCCUGAAAUUGGUAGAUGGGUUGGUGCUAAAAUGAUUGUAUGCAUUUCACCUGUGUUGAAAGAUGAAAUGAAAGGACCAAUAUUAGAUAGAGCUCGUUUAUUAUGUUCAGAUCCAGAUCAUGAAAUUAGGGAAUUAGUUGCAGAUGAAUUACUUACUUGUUUAAUAUGCAACUUAUCAGGAGAAUUAGUAGAAUAAUAUUUCAUUGACAAAAUUAAUGAAUUGUUAUAUGAUACUCAAAUAAAUGUUAAAAAAAGUAUGAUUAAAACUUUCUUAAGGUUUCAACAUAAGUUUCCCAGAAACAGUUACAAUGUAAUUAUGAUAUUAAAUUAAUUAGAUUAAAGGAACCACCAUAUUUAUUGAUUGUUUAUCAACAAACAAUAUAGAAUUAUUGAGUGUGGCUUUAUAAUAUUGUGGAGAAACAUUUGUAUAAAUUCAAGAUUAGAUUAAUGAUGAAUUUAAAAAUAAGUUUACUAACUUAUAUUAGAAAUUUGGAUAACAUUAAAAUGAUGAUAUUAGAAAAUGGUACUUAUAUAAUCUACCUGGAAUCAUAUAACAUUUACAUGAAGGACCUUAUGCUAGUUAGAUUUUAAUGCCAUAUGCAGAUAUAUUAAUAUAAGAUAAGAGUCAUUAGAACAAAUUGCUAGCUUGCAAAAUAUUGCAUGAAAUAUCGAAAUAGUUUGAUGUAAUUGAAGUACAUAAAUCUUAAAGUACAGUUAUGUGUUACAAAAAAUGUGGCAUUUGUUUGAGUGUGUGAUCUAGAGUGAAGAUCUUGAUUGCAUAUUAGUCAUCAAUUUACCUGAAAUGUAUAAGUUGUUGUAGGGUAACGAAGAGAAUUAGGAGAAACUAGUAAUUAUAUAAAUUUAAUAUUCCUCUAGAAAACUUAGUUUAAAGAUAUUAAUUAAUAAUUGCAAAAAGUCUAUCAAAAAUGCUUAAGCAAUUAUUAAUAUAAUUAAAUAUUUUUAGAACAUCUUCUCAAAUUCCUACAUUUAAUAAACAAAAAGCAUUUUGAACAAUACAUACUUCCUGUCAUCUAUAAAGAUUAAUAAAAUAUUGAUUCAGAUAUCUUAUCUAUGAAAUGUUUAGCAAAAUUCUAUAGUGUUUGUUAAGAUUAUGAAAUCCAAAUGAAAAUAAAAGAUACAAUGAAUCUAAUGUUCUUUAGAGGUAAUAAUAACAAGAGAGUUCGUUAUAUCUUUUGGGUAUCCAAUCUGGUACCAUUAAUAAGUAAAAAGCGAUUUCAAGAACUUAAUGUAAUUAAUUUUUUUCAUUUUCUAUAUAGCUCAACUAAAUACUCUCUUAUAGCUCUGACAAAGCUGCGAGUGUUUAAAUACAAUUAAUUAAAUCUUUACCUAAAAUCUACUAAUAUUUAGAACCUAUUGAAUACAAUCUUAUAAAGAAUGUUAAGGGAAUAACCCAGUAAUCUUUGGCCAGAGAUGCAUUCCUCUUAAUUCAGUAAAGAUAAUAGCAAAAUCAAAACUUUUAGGAAGAGUAGAAUAUUCUAAUUCAAUAAGAAGAAGCUGUCUUUACUUAAUUCACUUAACAAUAAAAAUAGGAGAAGGGUAAUGAUCUAAUCUAGAAUAAUGAAUAUGCAAAUAAAUAUCUUAAAAAACCAUUCCCAAAAUUGAUUUAAUCAUAAUCUAAAAAGACUCCAAAUGCAUCUACUUCUGUGAGGUAUUUUAAUUUUUUAAAUAUUUUUUUAAAUUUAGAUUAGCCAAUCAAUCAUUUGGAGAACUCACUCCUCAAUAAUUAUAAUAAUAACAACAAUUUAAAAGAGUUCGUAGAUAUACUGAUGCUGCCAAAUCAACUUCAAAACCUUCAUCUAGACCUAGUGGAUUUACAUAAAAAUGA